AUGGCCGCCGCCUGGCGCUCCUCGGCCUGGCUGCCGCCGGGUCGCCGCCGCCGCCCUCCCGCCGGGGCCCGCUUCCUGCGCGUCUCCCUGUGCCUGCUGUGCUGGGCCCCGGCGGCUGUGGACGCGGUCCCUGAGCACGGGCUCUGGACAAAGACGGUCAAUGACAAAACAGGACCUUUGAUAUUUAGGAAAACUAUGUUUAACUCUACUGAGAUCAAGUUUUCUGUUAAGUCAUUCAGUUGUUCUGGGCCUGUGAAGUUUACCAUAGAGUGGUAUUUGAAGUAUCAUACCUGUCACAAUGAAUAUCCUGAGCUGGAGGAGAUGUCCCAAAAACAUGAACUUCGUGUUGAUGAAGACUUUUGUACUUUUUUCAAGAACAUUGACUGUUGGACAACAAAAAAUGAAAACUUAGAUUGUAAUAGUGAUUUACAGGUGUUUCCCUCAUUAAAUAAUAAAGAACUAACAAGCAUCAGAAAUGUUUCAAACCAGGAAAGAUCAAUGGAUGUAAUAGCCAGGACACAGAGAGAUGGCUUUCACAUCUUCAUUUUUUCUAUUAAGACAGAAAAAACAGACGCCAGCUGGAAUUUGAAUGUUUCUCUUUCUAUGAUGGGGCCACAUGGAUAUAUAUCUGCAUCAGAUUGGCCUCUAAUGAUUUUUUACAUGGUGAUGUGCAUUGUUUAUAUAUUAUAUGGUGUACUUUGGCUGAUGUGGUCUGCCUGUUAUUGGAAAGAUAUUUUAAGAAUCCAGUUCUGGAUUGCAGCUGUUAUUUUCUUAGGAAUGCUUGAAAAAGCAGUUUUUUAUAGUGAAUACCAAAACAUCAACAGCACUGGACUGUCAACCCAAGGUUUGUUGAUAUUUGCGGAGUUGAUAUCUGCGAUCAAGAGGACAUUGGCUCGCCUCCUUGUGAUCAUUGUGAGCUUGGGUUAUGGCAUUGUGAAGCCUCGUUUAGGAACAGUCAUGCACCGGGUGAUUGGACUGGGACUGCUUUAUUUUAUCUUUGCAGCCAUUGAAGGCGUGAUGAGAGUUAUUGGGGCGAAUGAUUCUGAUCUUGUUCUUCUGGCCAGCCUACCUCUCUCUCUCCUUGACUCGGGCUUGUGCUGGUGGAUAUCCUUUUCCUACCGCAGUAGCGUGCUUGGCUGGCUCUGCUUCACUUUGGCACAAACUAUGAAGACUCUAAGGCUAAGAAAGAACACUGUGAAGUUCUCAUUGUAUAGGCACUUUACAAAUACUCUCAUCUUUGCUGUCCUUGCUUCUAUAGUGUUUAUGGUAUGGACAGCUAAGACAUUUAGAAUUGCAAAAUGCCAAUCAGACUGGAUGGAACUCUGGGUUGAUGAUGCAUUUUGGAGCUUCCUUUUCUCACUUAUCCUUAUUGUGAUAAUGUUUUUGUGGAGACCAUCAGCGAAUAAUCAGAGAUAUGCCUUCAUGCCCUUAAUAGAUGAUUCUGACGAUGAAGUUGAAGAGUUCAUGGUAACAUCUGAAAAUUUAACUGAAGGAAUAAAAUUAAGAGCCUCCAAAACAGUUUCAAAUGGAACAGCUAAACCUACUUCUGAUAAUUUUGAUGAAGAUUUGAAGUGGGUGGAAGAAAAUAUUCCCUCUUCAUUCACAGAUGUAGCUCUUCCAGUGUUAGUAGAUUCAGAUGAGGAAAUUAUGACUAGAUCAGAAAUAGCUGAAAAAAUGUUCUCUUCUGAAAAGAUCAUGUGAUUGGGACCUAUGUAAAUGAAAUGAAUGAACAAGAAAGGACUGUCUUUCCUCGAGACUGAAAGUGCUUUGCUGUGAUAGAGGAUAAUAAGUUAUUACUGUGUUGUCUUGGAAAUCUAUGUAUUAAAAGGGAAAAAUUCAGGUGAUGGGAGGGUGUUGUAGCCCUCAUAAAGCCAACUUUUAAAUGUGUUUAAUUGUCAUUAAAUUGCCUGAAUUUGGAAAUAACCUGGGGGGAGUAUUAUGAUAAUGAUAUAUGCACAAAGCCUGUAUGUUGACAGUGGCAGGUAUGUGAAUUUGGUUUCUGUCUCUCUUCUCUGGCAAAUAUGACAACUCCAGAAUUAAAAAAAAAAAUGUAUGAACACUCCACUACUUAUGUGUGCGAAAAUGUGAUUCUUCUGAGGUAUAGAUUAUCCGUGUCUCUAUCUUUUGCAGCUAUAAUUUUCUUUGACAUCUAUAUUGAAGUGACAAUGUUGGAACAUAAGCAUGUUUAUGUAUUUCAUUUUGCCUUUGUUAUUUGGUUUGCCCAAAGCUCUUGUUUGUAAAUACUCUCAUGUACAUCAAAUCAUGGAGUUAGGCCUUCUCUGAGCUAGGGGAACACAAGAGCUCUGGGAGAGAAGUCUUGAGGGAUACUUCCAAAGAUGUGCUCCCUCAGACCAUAGAUCCCUGUGCUGCUGUUGGUCCUUCUGUGACCCCUGACCACAUGGCUCCCCUGACGCUGGCUCACCCAGCCAGCUGGAAGGAAGGCCCAUUCCUCAUGAAACUUUUGGGAACUAGAACUGUAUUGUUUACAUACUCUUGGCAUUUUCUGUUUCAUAAUAAAAAAAAUUACUUAAUUA
Molecule: messenger RNA, 2534 nt
Organism: Jaculus jaculus (lesser Egyptian jerboa)
Lineage: Eukaryota; Metazoa; Chordata; Mammalia; Rodentia; Dipodidae
Gene: Tmem87b
Product: transmembrane protein 87B
Exons: 19
Coding region: 1-1701 (566 amino acids)
Biological process (GO): retrograde transport, endosome to Golgi
Cellular component (GO): Golgi apparatus; membrane
Source: RefSeq, a predicted model, not a curated record